GCCUGUACCGGCCAUUGCUUCUGCCCUUGCACUUUCCGUGCCGCGGCGUCCCCGGACCCAUUUUCCCCAGAAGGGGAUUCCUGGGGACCCCAUCCCUGCCGGCCUGGCAGCGUCCAGCGCGGACCCCUCUUUUCCUCCCCCUAGUGAAUCCCCGGGGACUCGCCCUUCUUGACUCUCCCUACAGCGGGAUCCUUACGAGACCCCUCUUUUACUCCAUCCACAGCCGGACCCGGGUCGCCCCCUCGGUGUUCCCGAGCUCCACGUUCCCGGCGGACUUUACCUGCCGGCCCAGGAUGCCUCCCCGCGGGAGAAAGCGCGGGGCCCAGCAGCCGCCGGCCGUCGAGGCGUCGGAGCAGGCGACUGCCCCGCAGAAGCGGGCUCGUCCCCAGGGCGAGAGCAGUCCGGGGGACACCGGCCCCCGCAUUGUCAUCGAGCACUGUAAGAGCUGACGGGUGUACGGGCGGAACGCGGCGGCGGUGAGCGAGGCCCUGCGAGGAGCUGUGGCUCACCUCCCCGUGGAGAUCAACCCCCAGCAGCCACGCAGGAACAGCUUCGAGGUGUCCUUGGUGAAGGAGGACGGCAGCACCGUGGAGCUGUGGAGUGGCAUUGGGAAGGGUCCCCCCCGUAAACUGAAGUUCCCUCAGCCGGAGGCCGUGGUGGAAGCCCUGAAGAACAGCUUGGCAUAGAGGGGGCAGCCAGCCAGGGCUGUCACCCGUGGCACGAGCGUCUAUGAAGAGAUGAGAUGAAGUGGGGGGCACCUGCCAGCCCCAGUCCCGUCUCUGAUGCUGUAGCUCCACCACGAGCAGCCACCGCUGGACCCCCCUGGCUCCCCUUCAUCCCCCCUGCCAUUCCCCAAUAAAGUUCAGCAGCCCCACAGCACAGCUCCAGCCCU
Messenger RNA from Dryobates pubescens (Downy woodpecker), 892 nucleotides. RefSeq names its product selenoprotein H (gene SELENOH). Gene Ontology annotation, cellular component: Golgi apparatus. The transcript is spliced from 4 exons. Lineage: Eukaryota; Metazoa; Chordata; Aves; Piciformes; Picidae. The record is from RefSeq and is a predicted model, not a curated record.